Messenger RNA from Mobula hypostoma (lesser devil ray), 6122 nucleotides. It is a transcript of the gene frmpd4, whose product is annotated as FERM and PDZ domain containing 4. Gene Ontology annotation, cellular component: cytoskeleton. Lineage: Eukaryota; Metazoa; Chordata; Chondrichthyes; Myliobatiformes; Myliobatidae. Gene Ontology annotation, molecular function: protein binding. The coding region runs from base 425 to 5770 and encodes 1781 amino acids. The transcript has 17 exons. The record is from RefSeq and is a predicted model, not a curated record.
UGCCACUGCCCCUUUCAUUUGUCAUCCAGCACCGCCUGAUCCAAAGAGAAGCGCUUGCCUCCGAGGCGCGCGGACGCGGGAUGAGCUUAGACACCCACCAGCGGCGAUUUACGUUUCCCCGAAGCUGCUGCCUGCGCGGCGCGGCUCCUGCUCAUUAUCCCGGCGUGAUGAAAUUUGACUGAGACUGUCUUGCGAGGGCCAAUGGUAGCGGCGUGGUGCUGGCUGUGGGUAGGGGAGGAGAGAACGGGAACACUUGCUCUCUGUAAGCACAGUAUUUUGUAGAGGGACCAAUGCUAACUAAGCCUGGAGUGGAUAAAGGCACGCAUCUCGGACAAGAGAAAAAGAAGCUUCUCGUUCCGUAUGUAGCCCGAACCUUGUUGAAUACAGGCGCAGUAUGGAGCUGAAGUAAGAACACUCUGCAUGCAUGGAUGUGUUUAGCUUUGUGAAGAUCGCAAAGCUCUCGGGCCACAGAAGCAAGUCUUCAGGCUGGUUACCUUCUUCGCCCAGCUGGAACUGUUCUCAGGGGUUUCCCUAUGGAUGGGAGAUGGCGACUAAUAAGGAUGGCAGAAGUUACUACAUCAACCAUGUGACCCAGUCAACGAGCUUUGAAGACCCUCGACUUGAGGGAAGCCAGGUUGUACAGCCAACUUCUCGGAGGAUCGAGAUGAAGCGGGAUCCAGUGCUGGGCUUUGGGUUUGUUGCGGGCAGCGAGAAGCCGGUUGUUGUGCGGUCUGUAACUCCAGGUGGGCCAUCUGAAGGCAAGCUGAUACCCGGAGACCAAAUAAUAAAGAUAAAUGACGAACCUGUCAACACAGCUCCUAGGGAGAGAGUCAUUGACCUUGUAAGGAGCUGCAAGGAAUCAAUCAUCCUGACAGUUGUUCAGCCCUAUCCUUCUCCCAAGUCGGCUUUUAUGAGUGCUGCCAAGAAGGCAAAGUUGAGAUCCAAUCCUGUGAAAGUACGCUUCUCUGAGGAAGUCAUUAUAAAUGGUCAGGUCCCGGAGACUGUCAAAGAUAAUUCCCUCCUAUUCAUGCCGAAUGUUCUGAAAGUUUAUCUUGAGAAUGGGCAAACUAAAUCAUUUCGAUUUGACAAUAGCACAACAAUGAAGGAUGUGAUCCUGACACUUCAGGAGAAACUGUCCAUCAAAUGCAUUGAGCAUUUCUCACUGAUGCUGGAGCAGCGCAUCGAAGGAGAAUCAAACAAACUUCUUUUGCUUCAUGAUCAAGAGACCCUUACUCAGGUAACACAGAGACCAGGAUCCCACAAGAUGAAGUGUCUUUUCCGGAUCAGCUUUGUCCCAAAGGAUCCUAUUGAUUUGCUACGGAGAGAUGCAGUUGCUUUUGAGUAUUUGUAUGUUCAGAGUUGCAAUGAUGUGGUGCAGGAGAGGUUUGGGCCUGAGCUGAAGUACGAUGUGGCUCUCCGACUGGCUGCUUUACAGAUGUACAUCUUGACUGUCAGCACCAAGCAAUCUCAGAAAGUCUCUCUCAAAUACAUAGAGAAAGAAUGGGGCCUUGACACUUUCCUCCCUCCCAUGGUUUUACAAAGUAUGAAAGAAAAGAACGUGAAGAAAGCACUUACCCACAUCCUGAAAACAAACCAAAAUCUUGUUCCUCCUGGCAAAAAGCUCUCUGCAUUACAAGCCAAGGUGCACUACUUAAAGUUUCUCAGUGACCUGCGAUUGUAUGGAGGCAGAGUGUUUAAAGCUAUGCUGAUGCAAGGGGAGAAGCACUCUGAAGUCACUUUAUUAGUGGGACCAAGAUAUGGAAUAAGCCAUGUAAUUAAUGCAAAGACACAUCUGGUGGCCCUGCUGGCUGACUUUAGCCAUGUGAAUAAGAUCGAGAUGUUCUCGGAAGAGGAAAACAAUGUGAGAGUUGAACUGAAUGUGCUGGAUGUCAAGCCCAUUAUAUUAUUAAUGGAGUCAACAGAUGCAAUGAACCUUGCCUGUUUGACAGCUGGAUAUUACAGGCUGUUGGUGGACUCUCGGCGCUCCAUAUUUAAUAUGGCUCAUGGCAAGUGCAUUUCAAGUAAUGAAUCAGGCCCGGAGUACAAGACUAAACAUGACAUGCACAAUGUAGAAUGGAACUAUCUACCGAAGAGUUCAUGCUAUAACAGGCCUAAGAAAGAAGAUAUUCAAUCAUCAUCUAUGAGAGAAACAAAGCAUGAAAAUGUAGAUUUCUCAGAUAGUCCAAUUUACCAUGAAGAUUCGAGGGGGAUUUUAAUAAGUGAAAUUACAGAUGUUAAUGAUCAUAGGCAUCUAGGUGCUGAAUACAUGGACGCUGUGGAAGCUGAAAAUAAAAAUUUCAACAGGGUGCCUCGCUCUGGGAAAGAGUCUACCAAAACGGUACAGGAAACGCCAAGAGGAGCUAAGGUAUCCUUUGUCUUUGAGGACCACAAUGUUGCUAUCUUUAACCCAAGAAACCUUGGUUAUGAAAGAUUGCUGGAUGAUAGCCCCAGCAAUUUGGACCAACAGAUGUACUUGAACAAUGCAAGUGACAUUAAAUGCCAAGAGUUCUCAUUCCCAGGGAUUGAUGUAGAUAACAUUGAUUCAAAUGCUGUGUAUGCAAACAUCAAUGACAGCAGAAUGUUUGCAAAUGCAGAAAGCAUCGAAGAACCAUUGUUACAUGACAUCUGCUACUCAGAGACCACGGAUGAUGCUGAGGAUGAUGAUGAAGCCAGCUGUGAGGAGGAUAUCCCUCUUGGUGAGGUGGACAAAAUGGACAUCCUGAAUAUUUCUGGAUCAAGUGAUGACAUAAUUGACUUAACUUCACUUCCUCCCCCUGGGGGUGAUGACGACGACGAAGAUGACUUUUUACUGCAUUCUCUGAAUGUAGCAAUAGCUGCCCCUCCUCCUGGCUUCAGAGACAAUAGCUCAGACGAAGAAGAUAGCCAGCAUCAGCCGGCGCAAAGCUCAGGAAAUGAUAGCCAAAGCCAAUGUUCCACAAACGAUGACAUCCCUGUGUCACUCAUAGAUGCCAUUCCUACGCAGGCUGAAGAGCAGAGCGGUGAGCAGGCCCUGGAUGACGCUGUGGUUUCAACCUUGCAAGCCCUGGAGGAGCUGGCAGCUUCUGAGGAGCAGUCUGUUCAGCAAACGGAUGACAGCUCAGGUGUAGUGAUAUUAAGAGCUUAUAGUCCUGAGUCGUCAUCGGAUUCUGGCAAUGAAACAAACUCCUCUGAAAUGACUGAAAGCUCUGAGGUAGCCUCAGCGCAGAAGCACUCUGAGGGUUCCAUGCACAUGCUUGUGGCCACCAGCGAAGGCUAUCAACAACUUCAAGAAGAGCAAACUGAGUUCCCGAUUUCUCAGAACGAGAACAUAGGGCCCACUUCCAAAGUGAUUCCAAAAGCCACGCACUGCUUGAGCACUCAACGAGGAAGCAGUGCAAAGUCCAAAACUGUGCCUUCGAAGCAAAUUCUUCCUUCCGAGGAAAUUGAAAUGGAACCAGAAACAAUGGAGACAAAAUCUGUCACGGACUAUUUCAGCAAGCUGCAGGUGGGGUCUCUGAUGUACUCAUGUUCAAGUAAGCAAAAGUGCAAGGUGGGUGAUACUAGCAUCAAGAUAGCAGUUGAUGGUAGUGUAUCAAUGAAGAGGCAACAUGGAAACAAAAAGAUGGAAGUGGGCGACGACUUGUCAACUAACAGCAAGUACAACACGCUGGUCGGAAAGAAUAGCCAACGCACAACCACCUAUGACUUAGAGAGCACUACUUUCCGAAAAGAGACACAAAGGUGGUUUCAAGUGUCAGGAGAAAAAAUGAAUGAUAAGCACAUCCCAGGGUUGAUUAAUGGUAAAAACUUUCACAAGGCUUGCCUAGUUUCUAGAACGGAACUUGAUGAGAAAGAAUCUGACGCUGAAGUGGAUGACCGCUGCUCCCUGGCCAGCACUUCAGGGCUUGGGCGUGAUGAAAGCUUUCUUUCUGAUACCACCUAUGGGUCUUCAGCCAAGCACCUGACUGAUUCAGAAGAUACUGAGCUUUUCCCUGACGAUCACUCUUCAGAGCUUCCCGAAGCUGAACAGAGUGUGACUCGACUUUGUGAAUAUCAUAUGACAAAAAGAAUGUCUUCUUUACAAAGUGAGGGCCAUUAUUCUUUGCAGAGCUCCCAGUGCUCUUCAGUAGAUGCACCCUGCAGUACGAGUAGCAGUACAUGCGCCACCCCAGUGGACUCUCCCCAUUGUACAACUGAAAUUAAACACAUACUAUCAGAGUCUUCUCUAAAAAGUCUUGGUUACAUUUCAGAAGAUCAGCGAACACUUUUGCUUCAAAGCCAUGGAACGUCCUAUAAAGACCUGCACCCCCAAGCUGAAGCCGUGUGUCACAGAAGAACAACCCAUAACACGCAUGCACCUUCAAAUGCUGAGCCUAUAUUUGGUACCAUACGUGACGGGUGCCACCGAGUACCCAAGAUUAAAGAAACCACAGCUUGCACAGAGCCUGAGCAAGGAGGAAGAGGAGGUGCAACUUCAGCUUUCAGUAAUCAGUUCAAAGGCGACAACAUUCCCCUGCCAUCAAACAUUUGCAAUGAUACAAAGGUGCCAACUACCUGCCAAGAGUCACCUAAUCUUCUCAAAGAAGGACAAGGGCAUUCAACAUCACUUAAUAGGAAUAACCUUGAGGGCAGAGGAGGAAGCCUUAAAAUUCCUCCCAGAAAGAAGGUGCUGAGGCGUUGCAGCAGUAGCAUUACACCACGAAUGAGAAGUGCAGAAACCCAACUAGAAAAAUCAAGGAGUUCCAUAGGAUUCCAAUAUUCCGAUCUCCUCGAGGUACCCAAUCCCCAGCUUGUACAGAAGAGAGUAGAGCUUCCUCUGGGUGAGAGCAUAUCCGAGUGCCACUCUCAAGGAUCAGUGACAACAAAUUCAUCAUGCAGUUCCACCGCUGCAAACAGAAAGGAGAGUCGGAGACCAUCGCAGAUAUUUUCGGUGCAAAAGGAUUUAAGGCAGCCUAGACAAUUGCCUUUCCUGAAGGUGGAGAUGAGCAACUGGAAGUGUCAUGGGCCUUUCACCUACUGUUUCCUCAAUAAGGACGUUGAUGCUGAUGAUGAUGGUGAUGGUGGUUAUAGCAGUAAGGACCAAUUAACUUACUUCAACCAAGCUCCCCAGUACCCCAGUUCAUCCACAGAAACCUGCACCACUUCUCGCCCUGCCAUUGCUGGAAGAGAUGUGGGACUGACUGCCGCACCUUCCGGGGAGUCUGGUAGCAACAAAGAGCCUCAGCUGAACGGUGCCAGCCUUGGUGAGGUGGAACUUGACAGCAAAAUCACCAGAAUUAACACCCUGAAGGAGAAGGUGUACUCGAUGCCAGGUGGAUUUCUGGCAGCGCAGAAAGAUGCCAAUGAGCUGCUGUCUCUCCUGCAAGCAAGCAUUGGGGAGAAAGAACAGACGAAACCAGACCACUACCAGCUUCGGUUUAACCAGUACAAGCAACUGUUGUCAAUUGAAUCAAGAGAGUUGGGAAGUGCUUGCAGAAAAAUGGCUGCAGUGGAGAAGAGUCCAGAGGAAAUGCUCUUAGCUAUGACUUCCAGCUUUCAAGUACUGUGUUGCUUAACAGAAGCCUGCAUGCGAUUAGUUAAAGUAAUGAAUUCUGAAACACAGCAACAGGAAAUCGUUGCUAAGGUAGACGAAGUUGUAAUGAACUAUAUUUGUCUACUGACAGCUGCUGAAGCAGUAUCUGGGGCAGUCCCCAUUGACCCUCAUGUUAAGGUUUUAGCACGACAUUCAAAUACCAUGACAGCUAUCGUAAGCACACUAACCCGUUCACUUAAAACGCUUUUAAAUAAAUAACAUGCAAAUUGUACUUUAAAAUGUACCCUUGUAAAGCCAUACAUAGAGUUUACUGUAAGUGUGGGACACCACAUGGAACUGCUAUUAAAGAAACUUGGUUUUGUGUACAUACAGUAUGUUUUAUACGAUGAGCCUGUGGGAUACAGUAUUAAGAUGUUAUACAGCUCUAUCUAUUAGGAUUGAAAUGCAAUUGAAAAACCCUUUGUAAUGGCAAGGAAAUAUAGAAAGCAAUGGUAAAAAAUUUAGUUAUUUUUCAUAUGAUACCCGUACUCCAGAAUGACUUAGUGCCCAAAUCAGACGUGUCAAGGUCCCCUACAACUGUAACUGCCAUGGAGUGGGUUGGGGGGGAGGG